GUUGUAGGGGUGGGCGGGGUUUAUGUAUCCUGAGGGGCGGAGCCAAGCAGCCAUUUGAGACGGACAAACUGAAGCAGUGUAAUUAACGGAGGAAGCAGCGGAUAACGUUAACUUUCUGGGACAGUCAUGAACUAGGACUGAGUAACUCCUAGAUCCUUGCUGGAGUCUCAGAGUUACAGUUGAAGAUGUUGCGCUACGUGAUCAUCUCUGCACAUCUUAUGAUGGCUCUAAAGGUUCAAGCCCAGUGUGAGAGUCCUGCUGUUGGAGAAAACCUGAAUAUGACUGAAAUAUCAGACCAACAGACUUUUCCUGAAGGCUACACUGUAAAGUUCAAAUGUUCCACCGGUUAUAUUCCAGAGCGAACAUCAGCUUCCAGGUCAAUCACCUGCAUUGGAAACCAGUGGAGCAAACUCCAACUUCAGUGUAAAAAAAAAUCCUGUGGAAAGCCUGGUGAGAUUCUCCAUGGAAAGUAUUUAUUUCCAGAAGGCUUUCGGUAUGGUGCAACAAUCAAAGCACAGUGUAACGAAGGUUAUCAGCUUAUUGGAUAUCCAGUGAGAAAUUGCAGAGAAACAGGCUGGGAUAAGACACAUCCUGUAUGUGAAGUGGUGAAGUGUAUAAAUCCUCCCAGUGUACCAGAUGGGGUAUUUGAACCAGAGGAGGAAGUGUAUAACUAUGGAGAUGGAGUCUAUUACUCUUGUAAGAGAGGUCUUGAUCUGUUUGGACCUUCACUAUUAACAUGCUCCAAUGAUGGAACCUUUCAGCCUGCUCCUCCUCGGUGUCUGUUUGUGACCUGUGAGAGACCCGAAAUCCUAAAUGCAGUUAGAAUCGAAGGAAAAUCAGCACCUUAUAAAUACAGAGACUUUGUUCGCUACCGGUGUAAUGAAGGCUACAAAAUGGAAGGAUCUGAUUUCCUGAUCUGUAAAGAAGAUGGGUGGGAUCCACCUCCUCCUCAGUGCACGAAGAUCUGUGAUCCACAAACCAUCCAAAAUGCAGUUAUUGUUGGAAAUUCCUCAUUGUACAGAUACAAUGACUCUGUCCAAAUCAGGUGUAAUGAAGGCUACAAAACAGUGGGGUCUGAUCGCCUGACCUGUGGGGAGAAUGGAUGGAGUCCAGGUUUCUCACAUGUACUGGUAAAAAUGACCAGUGGUUUUUGAACAUUAAAGAAUGUUUUAUGUUUUAAAGAUAGGGUUCAUUGGCUGAGGCAGGUUUCCAAUUUCCAUUAACAUUUUUAUCUUUAUAUGUAAUCCGCAGACGAGCCGGGAAGAAAAGACCAUAACGAACCCCUUCCAGGCCACGCAGUUGCCUCCUGACCUCAUUAAAUGCGGCUCGAUCCCUGGCCACCUUGGCCGUGUGUUCGAGGAAAACGGACAUCUUUAUUUCUCCCACAACAUCCUGUCGACUCUCUCUGGCACGCUGUAGAACAUUCUCACAGUCGCUAUAAUAGUGAAACCUGGCAAUAACAGUGCGCGCUCGCUCACCGUGUUUGGGCUUCGGCUGAGAGGUUCUAUGUGCUCGGUCUAACAGCGGUGUUUCUUCCAGUCUAAACGCUUCCUUAAGCAUUGUAGAAACAACCGUAGUGUUAAUGACGGUAUCCUCAGGAAUCCCGACAAUCCUAAUAUUAUUCCGUCGCGACCGAGAUUCGAGGUCCUCACACUUAUUUUGCAGCGAAACAAACUCUGCGGUUAAAUGUGCGAGUUUGUUUUUAAUCUCAGCUACAUCGUCAGUACAGACGGAGAGAGAAUCCCCCAUUUCUCCCACUGUACCUCUGAGUGCGGCCAACUCUGCGUCUGAAGCGGCCUUAUCGUUCGCCAGUUGUGUUUUUACUGACUGUAGGUCAGCUCUAAUUGUGGACAAUUCAUCACCCAGUGCCGCUCGAAGUUCGGUUUUAAAAAUCUCAGCAAUGUCUUGCUUUAACAAGAUUAGCAGUUCGUGCUUCAGGGACUCCGCAUCAAUUACCUGGGCGACUUCCCUGGGAGAGGUGGAGCUGCGGGGUGAAGACGGAGCCCCAGGGUCUGGGGUCGCUACCUGUGUAGCAGGCCUCAGUUGUUGGGCCAUGGUGGCACGGGUUUUAGAUGAUUUUCUAGCCAUGAUAAUACGUCCAAGUGUUGAAAAAGACUUUAACAAAGUAUCCUAGGGGUAAAUAUAUCAAAAAGGCAAUCUAAAUUGCGAUAUAAAAUAAUUACCAUUAACUCUGCAGGAGUCUCAAAUCACAUGUCUUACUCCAUUGGCUGCUCAACAGCGCCCCCAGGAUCACUGUCUUCAUAGAUGUUCCAGUUGAGAGCAAGUUUUAAUGUUG
Molecule: messenger RNA, 2296 nt
Organism: Tachysurus vachellii
Lineage: Eukaryota; Metazoa; Chordata; Actinopteri; Siluriformes; Bagridae
Product: complement factor H-like
Exons: 8
Coding region: 186-1154 (322 amino acids)
Source: RefSeq, a predicted model, not a curated record